AUGCCUCCAUUUUGGCCGAAUGGGGACUCUCCCGACUAUCCAGCAGCGGCUGUCGCCGGAAUAUACGCUAGAGAUGAUAGCAGUGAGAACACCGCUGGUACUUUGACUCCCGACGGCACGCACGUCUACAAUCUCUUCCCACGAAGCGACUCCGAUGAUUCUACCAAGCCAAAAUAUGGCCAAGGCACGAUCGACCCACAUAGCAUCAAAAUGCAAGGCCUGAUGGCAUUAUUUGCCAUUAUUGGACUUGCUUUUGCCGUGGGGGGUAUCUGGUUCUUCUUCUGGGCCAAGAAUGGCGGGUUCGUCUGGCACAAGGGCGACUGGGAUGACUACAAGUCCACUGUUCUGCGACGAAAAGGUCCCGACGGAAAGACUCUCAGUAACGCCACAGCGAGUACCAAACUUGGUGGGGGAAGUAUCGUCGGCAAGGACUACAACGACGACGCAUACACCUACACAGAAGGAUCAUACACCGACACAGCGACGACUAUCACAGAGAAGUCACGGGGCAAGAGGCUCAAAGAAUCAGCCAAAGAGAAGCUUCUCCGACGCAACAAGCACGAGCAAUGGGAAGGCGCAGAUGAUGCCGAUGUACGCGCCUACCGGGAAGAGAAACCCGCUCGCAUUGGCGGCAUGAACCGCGAAGCCGACGGCACCUACAACGGCAGCGACUACGACACCUCUGCCCCGCCCACCUCCUACCAACAGAGCGAGAUGAGCCAGGCUUACGACUUUGCUUACGAGCAGCCACGCCAUGCCCGCCGCGAUCCCUCUGGCUUCUCAUUCACUCAAGGUAGCGAGGACGUUAUCAGCCAAGUAACCGAAGAGCCUCGUGUCCGCGACCCAUCUACCCGCCGUCACAACCGCCGUCGUGAACGACAUAGCGAAGUUGGCCUAGCUGGCCCACCUCCCGCACCUUCAUCCCGCACUAGCAGUCCUCGCAAGCAACGCGAACGCCGCUCCGUGCCCCAGGGCCACUUUACUGAACCCCUGGAUUUCUCAUCUGCGGGCUCCCGUUCCGAGUACCAAUAUUCCAACGUUGACACAGAGGAUUCUGGUACAAAGAGCUACAAGCAUCCAAUUCCCGGCUUGACGAAGGGAUAUCGCCGUGAUGGACGCAGCCGUCGUCGCGAUAGUCUGAGUGAUAGUGAGGGCGAGACACAGUACUCUUGA
Messenger RNA from Penicillium coprophilum, 1173 nucleotides. RefSeq lists its product as uncharacterized. NCBI's taxonomy places the organism in Eukaryota, Fungi, Ascomycota, Eurotiomycetes, Eurotiales, Aspergillaceae. The transcript has a single exon. The coding region runs from base 1 to 1173 and encodes 390 amino acids. The record is from RefSeq and is a predicted model, not a curated record.